Molecule: messenger RNA, 1082 nt
Organism: Salvia miltiorrhiza (redroot sage)
Lineage: Eukaryota; Viridiplantae; Streptophyta; Magnoliopsida; Lamiales; Lamiaceae
Product: chalcone--flavanone isomerase-like
Exons: 4
Coding region: 390-1067 (225 amino acids)
Biological process (GO): flavonoid biosynthetic process
Molecular function (GO): chalcone isomerase activity
Source: RefSeq, a predicted model, not a curated record
UAAUAUCAAUAUCUAAUUAACUUUAUUUGAAGCACUUUGUAACAACGGAUCAUUAGUUAGGUUAUUAGGUCACUAAUUCGAGGUAAGUGCAAUUGAAUCGUAAGAAGGAUAAGGAUUAUGAAAAUUAGUGGUACCAGUGAAUAAUUAUGAUGUAGAAUCAAAUCUUUCUGAUAAUUGAACAAAUGCUUAUUUCCACCAAAGUAUUUAAUUGGUUGAAUAUAUUCAUGAAUGAACAGGGUUGGUAGGUAAAACUCGUGGUGGCUAUCGCCUAGCGUGACGUUACUAACCUAACCUCAACUCCCUACACCCCAUUGUUAUUAACCACCUUCAUCUUCACCUUCACCUUCACCUUCACCUUCAAGUCUGCAACAUACUCCGACUGCGAGAUAAUGUCUGCAACGCCAACCGUCGCACAACUCCAAGGGGAAUCCGUGGUAUUCCCACCCACAGCGAAGCCACCGGGCUCCGACAAGACGUUAUUCCUCGGCAGCGCAGGGGUGCGAGGGAUGGAGAUCAAAGGGAACUUCGUCAAAUUCACAGCCAUCGCCGUCUACAUGGAGGGCACCUCCAUCCCCGCGCUCGCCCCUAAGUGGAGCGCCAAAACUGCCGAUGAACUGGCCGAUUCCACCGACUUCAUCCGCGAAAUCAUCGCCGGUCCGUUUGAGAAAUUGACGAAAGUAACUAUGAUUCUGCCACCAACGGGGCAACAAUACUCGGAGAAAGUUGCAGAGAACUGCACUGCUUACUGGAAAGCAGUUGGAAAAUACACAGAUGCAGAAGGCAAAGCAGUAGAGGAAUUUCUUCAAGUCUUCAAGGAUGAAAGCUUCUCACCUGGGGCAUCCAUCCUCUUCACUCAAUCACCUGCUGGCUCACUCACGAUUGCCUUCUCCAAAGAUGGUUCCAUUCCAGAGCAAGGCAAAGCUAUGAUAGAGAACAAACUGCUAGCAGAGGCGAUUCUCGAGUCCAUCAUCGGGAAGCAAGGAGUGUCGCCUACCGCGAGGCAGAGCUUGGCCGCGAGAGUUUCUGAGUUGUUGAAGCAGACUUCGCUAGCUGCUGAGGCAAAAUGAAUCAAGAAACAUGAA